AUGACCUCAACAUCCAAAGGCAUUCUCCGUCCAUUUCUAAUCGUCUGCAUUAUCCUGGCCUGCUUCAUGGCGUGUCUGCUCAUUUACAUCAAACCCACCAACAGCUGGGUCUUCAGUCCAAUGGAGUCUGCCAGUUCUGUGCUGAAAAUGAAAAAUUUCUUCUCCACCAAAACUGAUUAUUUUAAUGAAACCACUAUUCUGGUGUGGGUGUGGCCAUUUGGGCAGACCUUUGACCUUACAUCCUGCCAAGCAAUGUUCAACAUCCAAGGGUGCCAUCUCACAACAGACCGCUCACUGUACAACAAAUCCCACGCGGUCCUGAUUCACCACAGAGACAUCAGCUGGGAUCUGACUAAUUUACCUCAGCAGGCUAGGCCACCCUUUCAGAAAUGGAUUUGGAUGAACCUAGAGUCUCCGACUCAUACUCCCCAAAAGAGUGGCAUCGAACACUUGUUCAACCUGACUCUAACUUAUCGCCGUGAUUCAGAUAUUCAAGUGCCUUACGGCUUCUUGACGGUGAGCACAAAUCCCUUUGUGUUCGAAGUGCCAAGCAAAGAGAAGUUGGUGUGCUGGGUUGUGAGUAACUGGAACCCUGAGCAUGCCAGGGUCAAGUAUUAUAACGAGCUCAGCAAGAGUAUUGAAAUCCACACCUAUGGGCAAGCAUUUGGAGAAUACGUGAAUGAUAAAAACCUGAUUCCCACCAUAUCUACUUGCAAAUUUUAUCUUUCUUUUGAAAACUCAAUUCACAAAGAUUACAUUACAGAAAAGCUCUACAAUGCAUUUUUAGCUGGCUCAGUACCUGUUGUCCUGGGACCAUCUAGGGAAAACUAUGAGAAUUAUAUUCCAGCUGAUUCAUUCAUUCAUGUGGAAGAUUAUAACUCUCCCAGUGAGUUGGCAAGGUAUCUGAAGGAAGUUGACAAAAACAAUAAGUUGUACCUUAGUUACUUUAACUGGAGGAAGGAUUUCACUGUAAACCUCCCACGAUUUUGGGAGUCACAUGCAUGCCUGGCUUGUGAUCAUGUAAAAAGGCAUCAAGAGUAUAAGUCUGUUGGUAAUUUAGAGAAAUGGUUUUGGAAUUAAAGUUUCCAUCAUUUUCACAUUUAAUGAAUUGUAAUAAUGUAACAUCAUUCGAGUUGUGAGGCUAAGAAGAGAAACAAUUUGCUUUGUGUCACAGUUUAUUUUUAUCACCCUCUCUUGAACAACAUGUAUAUUUUGAUGGAAAUUUUUAAGAGCUCGAAAUUAGC
Messenger RNA from Peromyscus eremicus (cactus mouse), 1244 nucleotides. RefSeq names its product fucosyltransferase 9 (gene Fut9). The transcript has a single exon. Gene Ontology annotation, molecular function: alpha-(1->3)-fucosyltransferase activity. The coding region runs from base 1 to 1080 and encodes 359 amino acids. NCBI's taxonomy places the organism in Eukaryota, Metazoa, Chordata, Mammalia, Rodentia, Cricetidae. The record is from RefSeq and is a predicted model, not a curated record. Gene Ontology annotation, cellular component: membrane.